AUGCUGCAUGAAGGAAACCAGAGUACUGACAUCACCUUUGUGCUCCUGGGCUUCUCAGAAUACCCGGACCUCCAGGUGCCCCUCUUCCUGAUUUUCUUGACCAUCUAUGCAGUUUCUGUAGUAGGGAAUCUCAGUAUGAUCCUGCUCAUCCGAAUCAAUCCUAAACUCCACACCCCCAUGUACUUUUUCCUCAGUUAUCUGUCCUUUCUUGACUUCUGUUAUUCCUCUGUACUUACACCCAAACUGUUAGAGAUCUUGGUUGUGGAAAUCAAAACUAUCUCUUUCAUGGGUUGCAUGAUGCAAUUUUUCUUUGGCUGCACAUUUGUGAUUACAGGAAUGUUCAUGUUAGCAGUGAUGGCCUAUGACCGCUUUGUGGCUGUUUGUAACCCGCUGCUCUACACAGUUGCUAUGCCUCAGAAGCUGUGUGCCUUCCUGGUAGCUGGCUGUUGCAUUUGGGGUAUAGUAUGUUCCUUUGUACUAACCUAUUUUCUAAUGGCAUUAUCCUUCUGUGGAUCCCACAUCAUAAAACACUUUGGCUGUGAGUAUUCAGCCCUCAUCGCUGCUUCCUGCUCUGACACUUCGCUCAACCUGAUGCUAAGUUUCAUCAUUUCUACCUUCAAUGAGGCAAGUAGCCUCCUGAUUAUCCUCGCCUCCUAUGUUUUCCUUGUUGUCACUAUCAUCAAGAUGCCCUCCACUGGUGGGCUCCGGAAAGCCUUCUCCACCUGUGCCUCCCACCUGACUGCCAUCACCAUCUUCCAUGGGAUCAUCCUGCUUCUCUACUGUAUGCCCCAGUCCAAAAACCCACUGCUCCUUGUCAAAGUGGCCACUGUGCUUUAUGCAGUCGUGAUCCCUAUGCUCAACCCCCUUAUCUACAGCCUUAGAAACAAAGACGUGAAGGAGGCAGUCAGGAAGCUAAUCAACACCAAACUGCUUUCUCACCCAACGUAA
Messenger RNA from Echinops telfairi (small Madagascar hedgehog), 948 nucleotides. Its product is annotated as olfactory receptor 5D18-like. Bases 1 to 948 code for a protein of 315 amino acids. Lineage: Eukaryota; Metazoa; Chordata; Mammalia; Afrosoricida; Tenrecidae. Gene Ontology annotation, cellular component: membrane. The transcript has a single exon. The record is from RefSeq and is a predicted model, not a curated record. Gene Ontology annotation, molecular function: G protein-coupled receptor activity; olfactory receptor activity; odorant binding. Gene Ontology annotation, biological process: sensory perception of smell; G protein-coupled receptor signaling pathway.